CGCGGGCAGGGGAAGGGAGGGGCGGGGCGGUCGCGCGGUCACGUGAUGUUUGGGUUGUCCCCGGCGCUGCCCGCACAAUUGCAGAUUGCACAGGAUUCUUGUCUGACGGGGAGAACAGAAUAAAAGCAGCUCUACAGGACCUUGUUUCCAAUAUAAGCCUUAAGAGAAAAUCUCCAUUCACCGCUGUGUAGAAAAUGUCUUAUGGUUCCAUUGAUGGGAGCGGAUUCGGAAGCCGGAACCCCUUUGGAGGCCCAUCGAGACAAGGAUAUCAACCCCUAGCCACCCAGAUCGAUCCCAACGAACUCCAGGAAUUGUUUCAGGAAACUUCAGCCAACAUCUUCCGAAUUAACUCCAAUGUGACUUCCUUGGAAAGAACCCUUAGAUCCCUUGGGACAUCGAAUGAUACGCAAGAGCUGCGAGAUGGACUGCAUGCAACCCAGCAAGAGACCAAUAAAACCAUUACUACCAGCACCAAAGCUAUCAAGCAGCUGUCUGAGAUUGUCAGAGGCUCAUCUAGGCAAGAGCGACUUCAGCUGGACAGGUUGAAUAACCAGCUGUCUGAUGCCAUCCAGCGAUAUGGAGCUGUGCAGAAGAAAAUAGCAGAGAAGUCCAAAGCUUUGCUUCCUACGGGGCAGAGAAGCAGCAAACAGAGUCCCAAGACCCCCUUCUCCGACCUGGCUGAUGAUGAGAAGAUUUUUAAUGGAGGAGAUGGCAUGUGGCAGAACCAGAGUCAGGAUCAAGCCCUGCUCUCGGAAAUCACAGAAGAGGACCUGGAGGCCAUCCGUCUGCGGGAAGAAGCCAUUCAGCAGAUUGAGAGUGACAUGUUGGACGUCAACCAGAUCAUUAAAGACCUGGCCUCUAUGGUUUAUGAACAAGGAGACACAAUAGAUAGUAUUGAAGCCAACAUUGAGACUGCAUCUUCUAAUGUAGAAUCAGCCAAUCAGCAGUUGGCUAAAGCCAGUCAGCACCAACAACGAGCCAGGAAGAUGAAGUGCUGCCUUCUCUCUGUCGGGAUGGCCGUUCUGCUGGUUGUUGUCGUAAUUAUUGCAGUCUCAGUCAAACACUGAUCCCGCUGAGAUUUCUACAGAGCACCUGAUCUCACCAUGAAGUGGAACAGACUCUGAAGAUACUUCACAUUCAGGCCAUAUAUCAAUUUCGGCUUUACUUGAUAUGUGAUAUUAAAACUGCUGUAACCAAUAAAGACUGUAAUUGUAUGAAAGCAAAGCUAGGUUUUGUAACAUAUAUUAGUGAUCAUGAAUGUUUUUUUUUCCUUUACCUCCUUCACUGAAGACACACACUGUAUUUGAUCUUGUGUUAUGGAUUUUACUUGUCCUGUGUAUCUGGGGAAUGUUAUUUCAUUGCUGCUGAAGCUUGGUGUUUAGAGUGCUUGAAUAUGUAUAACUGAGAGUUCAGCUUUAUAGUUUUUUUCUUUCAACAUGUUCCUGAUCGCUAAUUUUGUUCUUUUAAAGCCAUGAAAGUCAAUGUGUUUUGUUGGUUUCUUUUUUUACAGGGUUUAAAAAUAAUCUCGUACAGGCAGAGGAAAUUCACGUACAGUAAACUGCUACUUCAGAAAUUGCUCUUCUGGGCAAAACACGAAGACAUUUUAGGAUUACGCAUAUUAUUAGCAUACAGAUCAGUUGGCUGUUUAGUUGAUGCAGGGGUUCUCUGUUUGGAAGAGAACUAUGUUAAGGUACCAUUUAGUUGGUGCCAGCUGUGUCCACAUGGGGCAGCUAGGGCACAACACUUUGGUGCGCUGUGCAGCUCACACCCAUGUCAUCUGCACUGUAGCAUGGUGUAAACAUAGCCUUAGACUCUCAGCUCUACAUACACAAAACAACACCUCUCAAAGGCCCUGUUUAUUUAUUUUGGGGACACAGCAAUGGAAGAUCAGAAAAUAAGAUCAGUUAUUUCACUAGGAGGGUGGUGAAGCACGGGAAUGCGUUACCUAAGGAGGUGAUGGAAUCUCCAUCCUUAGAGGUUUUUAAGGCCCGGCUUGACAAAGCCUGGCUGGGAUGAUUUAGUUGGGGGCUGGUCCUGCUUUGAGCAGGGGCUUGGAUUAGAUGACCUCCUGAGGUCUCUUCCAACCCUCAUCUUCUAUGAUUAAGCCCUGCCAUACCUCGCUGGCAGGAAGUAUAUAACUAGAGCUGAUUUAAAAACAAACAAACUGGAAAAGAAGCUCAUAUAAUUGCAAAUUGUAUUGAACGUGUAAUUGAAAUAAAUGUUUAAAUGUUUCAUUUACUGAAAACCCAGUUUCCGUUAAGAAAAUGUAGUUUUCAGUAAAUGAAAAAGGUUGAUAAUUAUUUUGAUUAAAAUUUCAGUAAAAGAUGUGGACAGUUUUCUGAGAAAUGGAAAUAGCACCAAUUUUUCAUGAAAAAUUGCAUUUUUUAAAAGAGGCCAUUUUUUGGCAAGAAACAAACACAAACAAAAACCUUUUCAUGUGAAAAAUGUUGACCACCUCAAUACAUUACCUAUCUCUGAGCACUACGGAAGUUAAAAAACCUGCAGCAAACCGGAUCCGAAGUCGCUGCAUUGACAUCCGUAGAGCUAUGCCAGUUCACACGAGCUGAGGAUCAGGUUGUUAAGAAUGGCUUGAUCAUGCACCAUUGUCUCGGUGGAAGCUUUGGCAUUGACUUGGCUUGAUCCUGAGAGGUGCUGAAAUCAAUGGUGCGUAGCACUGCUUAAGGGUAAAAAAGCCUAAAUACUAAUAGAAUCAGAGAAAUUCGGUUUGGCAAAAGACCUAUGCCAUCAUUGAAUAGUAUAUCUCCCAAACUAGCAACUAAAUUAUUAGUUAUAUACAUAGGUAAUAUGUAGAAGUUACAAUUAAAGCAUUGGAUGAAUGGAAAUUUACAUAUUUUCAAGUGAAUUUAGUCCUGGCAAAAGACACAAAAUUUGGUGCCUACUCUUCUGUCUUUAUAUCUGGUCCUGGGGUUAUCACCUCUGGUGUGGGUGUGCAGCUCAGUAUCCCUCUGCAAUUCAGGCCCUGAGCUCAGACUACCAGCAAGUUUGCCCAGUCACAUCAGGGGUGGUAGUGGCUUGUUGUGAUCUGCAUGACACCUGUCCUGGAUUGAGACCAUCAAACAGCUGUUAGAUAGUAAUCGUUUUUGGUUACUAGAGCCUGAGGGCCUUUUAGCCAGUGACCCAGAGAUGAAAGACUGUGUUUGAAAUCCCUUAGCCGUUUACUAAUCCUCAAUGGGAGCUACGUUAGUAAUGUACCAUCUAUUGACAAUGAGAAAACAUAUUUUAGAAAUAAUGAUUCUGUGAAAUUGCUAUAAACAAAUGUAUUCACUUCGAA
Molecule: messenger RNA, 3292 nt
Organism: Caretta caretta (loggerhead turtle)
Lineage: Eukaryota; Metazoa; Chordata; Testudines; Cheloniidae
Gene: TSNARE1
Product: t-SNARE domain containing 1
Biological process (GO): vesicle fusion; vesicle-mediated transport; intracellular protein transport
Cellular component (GO): SNARE complex; membrane; synaptic vesicle
Molecular function (GO): SNARE binding; SNAP receptor activity
Source: RefSeq, a predicted model, not a curated record